AUGCCGCGGAAUCGAGCACGGGUAUGUCAAACUACCACUGACAAGGAUUCCAAUGACAGUAACAGCUGCUCAAUGGAAGAUUGUCCAGCAGAUUCCGAUAUCGCCAAUAUGUCCUUGAGCCAAAUAAUUAGCGCUAUGAUGGAGCGCAAUGAUGUGAUCAAAGACCCUAUUAUGGGCAAGUACAUCAAUGCUCUUUUGCUUCUUGACACUCACAAUCCUGACCUGGUUUUUAUAACUGAGACGUGGCUGUCCUCAAAAGUUUCUGAUGCGGAAAUUCUCUGCGGUCGUCCUUAUAAUGUCUAUCGAAUUGACCGUGACUCUCGCCGAGGUGGUGGG
This is a messenger RNA of Ostertagia ostertagi, 336 nucleotides long. The record is from the annotation of a GenBank genome assembly. NCBI's taxonomy places the organism in Eukaryota, Metazoa, Nematoda, Chromadorea, Rhabditida, Trichostrongylidae.